AUGGGGCGCAUUUUAGACCUUGCAUACGGGAAUUGGUCAAGUGCAGCAACUUCUUCGCUCAUACGCGUCAGCGAGCACCCGCUGCUGCCAAUAAACUGCUAUCACCCACCGCUCGAAUUUGAUUUGGAAAUCACAGCAUCGUCUAUGAAUCACGCUACCACUGUUACGGAAAUAAAGCUCAAUUACGCACGUGCUGACCUUACUAAACUCAAGAGACUGAUCUGCUCCUUCAACCAAUCGUUUGAAUGCUCAAACUAUACAUCCAUUGACCAUGCCACGAACGAUUUCUCAGAGUUUAUGCGGGCCGCAUUGCGUGAAUGUGCUCCUAUUAAAAAGCCCCAUCGCGGACCGCCGUGGGGUGACCGCACAUUACAUGCCCUAAAAAAAGCAAAGCGAGCCGCUUAUGACUAUUUACGCGCUAAUCGAUCCACACCGUGUCGGCUUUACUACAAUGGUGCUCAUGCACUUUAUCGACGUUAUAAUAGAGUCUGCUAUCGUCGAUAUAUACGCCAGACUGAACGAAGCUUGCGAAAGUACCCUCGCCGCUUUUGGAGCUUUGCCGACAACAUGCGCAAGUCAACUGGCCUCCCCUGGACUAUUCGGUAUAAGGAUAAUUGUGCACACUCGCCAUUAGAUAUUUGUGAACUGUUCGCCACGCGUUUCGAGGAUAGCUUCAUCUCUAACAUCACACCUCCGGAGGCUGUUGCUUCCGCGCUCGUGAACACUCCGGCAGAUGCAAUUCAUGUCACGCUACCUAUCGUCACCGAGACCCUGGUUACCCAAAAAAUCGAGCGUCUAAAGUCGUCAUACUCCGAGGGGCCAGAUGGUAUCCCAGCGACAAUUCUCAAGCGUUGUGCCGUAUCGGUAGCUCCUGUUUUAACUAAGAUUUUUAACGAAUCUCUGCGCACAGGAACCUUUCCAUCACUGUGGAAGGUCUCAUGGCUAACACCCAUCCACAAAAAGGGCAGCAAAAACGAAGCAGUGAACUAUCGAGGUAUUACCUCUUUAGCUGCCUGCGCCAAAGUGUUCGAGCUAAUCAUCUAUGAACCAUUAAUGGCAUCUGCCGGCAAAUACAUCAGCACUAACCAACAUGGAUUCAUGCCUAAGAGAUCAACUACGACAAAUCUGAUGCAAUUCGUUAGCGGCUGUUAUAAGUCCAUUGAUGAUGGUAUGCAGGUUGAUGCCAUUUACACGGACAUUAAGGCGGCUUUUGACAGUGUGUCCCACAACAUUCUUCUGGCAAAACUUGAUAGACUUGGAUUAUCACCACCCCUGGUAAAGUGGAUGAAAUCGUAUUUAUGUAAAGUUAGCUGA
Messenger RNA from Anopheles coluzzii, 1314 nucleotides. RefSeq lists its product as uncharacterized. The coding region runs from base 1 to 1314 and encodes 437 amino acids. The record is from RefSeq and is a predicted model, not a curated record. NCBI's taxonomy places the organism in Eukaryota, Metazoa, Arthropoda, Insecta, Diptera, Culicidae. The transcript has a single exon.